AAGAGUCUUUAAUCGGCGAAAGAAACCAUCCUCGACUGUUAAGAAAAUUCUCAUCGGCGUUUAGAUCGGAAACUUGGGAACAAGAGAAGCUCACUGGGAACAAUGGAUAUGAGACGAUCAUCGGCGUGGUUGAUGUUAAUUUGCGUGUCGUUGGUUCUCUUUUCUGGAUUUGGUCAGUUUGUGAUCUGCAGUGAAGAAAAAGGAACGUACAACGACAACAACAACAACGUUGUAAAGAUGAAGCUUGGUGGAUUUAGCGAUUCCACUAAUGAUCGGAACGGUGGAGAAGAGAUCGAUGAUAUUGCACUCUUCGCUGUUCAAGAACACAACAGACGAGAGAAUGUUGUUCUUGAGCUUGCUAGAGUAUUAAAGGCAACAGAGCAGGUUGUUGCUGGCAAGCUCUAUCGUCUUACUCUUGAAGUUAUUGAAGCUGGUGAGAAGAAGAUUUAUGAAGCUAAAGUUUGGGUGAAGCCAUGGAUGAACUUCAAGCAGCUUCAGGAGUUCAAGAAUGUUAUCCCCUCCUUCACUAUCUCUGACCUUGGCUUGAAAUCAGAUGGUAAUGGAUUUGACUGGAGAUCAGUAUCAACAAAUAACCUUGAAGUACAAGAGGCAGCAAAGCAAGCAAUGAAAUCACUUCAACAGAAAUCAAAUUCACUGUUCCCCUAUAAACUCAUAGAUAUAAUCCUAGCCAGGGCAAAGGUGGUUGAAAACCGUGUGAAAUUCGAACUGCUUCUGAAGCUAGAGAGGGGCAACAAACUGGAAAAUUUCAUGGUAGAAGUGAUGAAGGAUCAAAACGGCAAGUAGCAGUAGAAGUUGCAGAUAGCUUUUGGGUUGUGUGACAUAUGUGUGAAUGGAGUAUAUACUAAAAACUGCUAUGUAAUGAAAAUAAACAUGGUGCUUGUUUGGCUUUAAACAGGGUUUCUUGUAAAUAUAAAUACAUGACUUCAUAUAUGUAAAAAAAUGAUGAUAUGAUUAUGUGUUUGAAAAUGUUGAAAUCUA
Molecule: messenger RNA, 999 nt
Organism: Arabidopsis lyrata subsp. lyrata
Lineage: Eukaryota; Viridiplantae; Streptophyta; Magnoliopsida; Brassicales; Brassicaceae
Product: cysteine proteinase inhibitor 7
Exons: 4
Coding region: 103-804 (233 amino acids)
Molecular function (GO): cysteine-type endopeptidase inhibitor activity
Source: RefSeq, a predicted model, not a curated record